AUGGUGCACUCAAGGGAUAAUCUAAAGAUAUUUACAUUAUUUUUAAUAUAUAAUUUGUAUAAAGAAAAACAACAAACAAUGCCACCAAAACCAUUUAUUGAUAAAAAGAAUAAACAAGUUUUCAGUUUAUACAAAUCGUCGUCUAGAGAUAGAUUCGGUCGUGAAGUAUCUCAAGUUGAUUUGGUUGAAAAGAAAAAGAGUAAUAUAAAAGAAGAAAAUGUAGAAGGUAGUGAUGCUGAAGAUGAAUAUUAUGAUGAUGACGAAUAUUAUGAUGAGGAAUAUGAUGACGAAGAGUAUUACGAUGAUGAAGAUGAACAAUAUGAAGAUGAAGAACAACAACAAGAAGUAGGUCAAAAAGAUAAAAAAGAUUUAGAAAAAGACGAUCUACAUUUACUUGGUUUCAAGAAAGAUGGUUACGAUUACAGCAAACAUAUGAAACCAAUCGGAGGUGGUGUGUUUAUUCCCGCCAUAUACGACAUGAACGAGUUAAAGAAACACAAAGGUGGAAUAUUAGAGUUGGUACAACCGAGUCAACCUACACCAUACAUGUACGGUCUAGAAGAAAUCAGUAAAAACUAUGUUAAAGAUGAGAAGGAAUUAAAAGGAAAGGUUGAUGAUGAUAUUAUUGAAGCUUUGGCUGCCAAUGUCGAUGAGAAUGGCGGUGAUUUCGAGGAGUUGGAUGAUGAUUUCAUUUUGCAGGCAAAUGGCGGUACUCUCGAAGGUCUGGAGAAGGAAGUGAGAGAGACACAAAGACGUUUGAAACAGAUGGAGUUACUCGAUGAUGAAGAUGAAUUAUAUUAUGAUGACUAUGAGGAUUAUGAUGAAGAAGAUGAAGAUGGUAAUAAGAAACAACGUGUUAAGAAACCUUUGGAUGAAUUGAUGGAUCAACAGCUGAACUUGGCGCUGGCAGAGUACGAUGACGACGACAUCGGUGAGUUGGACAAAGAGCGAGCACAAGGAACCUACAGUACCGACGCCUACAAAGAUGUUUUCGACGAGUUCAUGGCAGACUACGAAGCCAAUCACAAACCGCUGCACGAGCAAAUCGAGAUUCUAAAGUCGCGUGACAAGAAUAUCCCGUUGACCGCCGCAGAGAAGAAGAGUAUCAUCGAGCGUGACUGGGAUGCCGAGGAGCGCGAGGAGGUCUCCGAAGAGGAAGAGGAGAAGGAACAGUGGGAUUGCGAGACCAUCUUGACGACCUACUCCAAUAUCUAUAAUCAUCCAAAGUUGAUCAAAGAGAUCGCACCGAUCAAGCUGAGCAAAAAGACUGGUAUGCCACUGGGUGUGCUGAAUCAAAAGAAAAAGAUCGAAGUUGUGGAAGAGGAAUCCGAAGACGAAGAGGAAAGAGUGAAUUUAGGACAAUCGAGAAAGAAUGAAACCAAAGAAGAAAAGCGAGCAAGAAAGAAGGCAGUCAAAGAAGAAAAGCGAGAGAACAAGAUGGUAAAGAAGGAAUUGAAACAAGCAUUUAAAUCAGAGGAAAUCAAACAGAUGAACGUAAUCAAAUCACAAAAACUAAAUAAAUUAGUAUCGAUUCAAUAUUAA
Messenger RNA from Heterostelium album PN500, 1542 nucleotides. RefSeq names its product LVT1-like protein (gene ltv1). Lineage: Eukaryota; Evosea; Eumycetozoa; Acytosteliales; Acytosteliaceae. Gene Ontology annotation, cellular component: cytosol; nucleus; preribosome, small subunit precursor. The transcript has 4 exons. The coding region runs from base 1 to 1542 and encodes 513 amino acids. Gene Ontology annotation, biological process: ribosomal small subunit biogenesis; ribosomal small subunit export from nucleus. The record is from RefSeq and is a predicted model, not a curated record.